AUGCGUUUCUCAACUAUCUUUUCCGCCUUUUUGCUUUCUAGCGCCUCGCUGGCAACCCCGACCCAGGUGUCCUCAGCACUGGGCAAUGCUCCGACACAGGGGAGUGCUCCGGCAGAGGAGCAUUCUAUAGCUCAUGUUCCCCCUACGACGCCAGAACCGACUGCACAAUCGAGUGGCAAUUCCGAACAACAGGAGAACUCCGAUGUCGAAGAAGAGCAGGAAACUGCCAAUGUUGACAGCCAGCAAACAUCUGCCGACGUUCCUGCACAGUCAAACGCAGCCCCAAAACCAUCCGCAAGCCAAGAAGAAGAAGACGCUCAACCCAGUGAGAAUGCCGCCACAGCAUCGACAGAUAGCCCGUCUGUCCCCACCGGCAAUGGAGGUUCCUCCUCCCAGAACUCGGAGGGGAGUGCUGCCGUCUCAAGUGCCUCUCCCGCCGAGACGCCCGCAGAGUCUCAGGGUGGUGCCGAAUCCUCCCAUGAGGCCGGUCCCUCCCGUACGGCUCAGCCGAAAGGACAAACUACCGUCACAGCUUCGGACUCCUCCAAGCCAUCUUCCACGAGUAACAAUGGUGACCCUUUGAAGAGUCUUCUCGAUGGAUUGACUGGAAAUCCUCUGAAAGACCUGGGCAAUGGUAUUGACGGUCUAUUGGGUAUCCUGAACCCGACGUUCUUGCAGGAUGUCGAGUCCUUCUUCCAUCAUUUUGCCUACCUGUUUGACGACAAGACCACCGAUCAGACGAAGGAUUUGAUCAACACAGGACACAAGCUCCUGACCCAGGAGUUGAUCAAGGAGGUCACGAGUCUCCUGAACAAUGCCAACUCUUUGUUGACUCCCAGCUUCGUGAACGAAACCCAAGAGCUCAUCAGCUCGAUCGGUCCUCUCGUCACUCCAGAUCUGUUCAAGAAGAUCUCUACCUUGUUAGACAAUGGCAACGACCUCCUGACCACCGAAUUUGUGAAGGAGGUCAACGGUCUGAUUGGAAACGCCAACCACCUGCUCACUCCCGAAUUUGUCAAGGAAACGCGACAGCUCAUCCAGGCCGUUGGCCCGAUCUUGACUCCUGAAUUGUUCAAGGAGAUCCGCUCCCUGUUGAACAAUGCCAACGGCCUCUUGACCCAGGACUUCGUCAAGGAGGUCAAGAGCUUGAUCAAACAGCUCGGUCCGAUCGUCACGCCUGAACUCUUCGGAGAAAUCGCUUCGUUACUGCAUAACGCCAACAAGUUGCUGACACCCCACUUCGUUAGCGAGGUCAAGAAAUUGAUCGACUCGCUUGGACCGCUCCUCACGCCUGGUCUCUUCAAGGAGAUUAGCUCGUUGUUGGAUAAUGCCAACAAGUUGCUGACGCCUCAAUUCGUGAAUGAGAUCAAGAAGCUGAUUGAUGGAAACGAUAUCACAUCCUUGUUGAGCAAUGCCAACAGGCUAUUGACGCCUCACUUCGUUGAUGAGAUCAAGAAACUGGUCGAUUCGGAUGCGCUUACCGACUUGUUGAGCAAUGCCAACAGGCUAUUGACUCCUCACUUCGUCGAUGAGAUCAAGAAACUGAUCGACUCGGACGCCCUCACUUCCCUGCUGAACAACGCCAACAAGUUGUUGACGCCCAAGUUCGUCAAUGAGAUCAAGAAACUGAUCGAUGGAAACGAGCUUACCUCCUUGUUGAGCAAUGCCAACAAGUUGUUGACACCCCAGUUUGUGAACGAGAUCAAGAAGUUGAUCGAUGGAAACGAGCUCACCGACCUGCUGGGCAAUGCCAACAAGUUGUUGACGCCUCACUUCGUCAACGAGGUGAAGAAACUGAUCGACUCGCUUGGCCCGCUCGUCACGCCAGAGCUCUUCAAGGAGAUCAGCUCGUUGCUGAACAACGCGAACGAUCUACUUACCAAGGACUUCGUCAAGAAGAUCAAGAGCUUGAUCAACUCGAUUGCUCCUAUCCUCACCCCCGAAAUCCUCGGAAAGGUGGCUGGUCUUUUGGAUAACGCCGCUGAUCUGCUCACGCACGAGUUCGUCAAGGAGACCAAGGGCUUGAUCGGCUCGGUUGCUCCUGUGGUGACUCCUCAACUGCUCAAGCAAGUCAGCAGCUUGCUGAAGAGUGCGGCUUCUCUGUUGACGCCAGGAUUCGUCGAUGAGGCUCAAGGUGUGUUGGGUAAUGCCAACAACCUAUUGACACCCAAGUUCGUCAAGGAGACCCGCGGUUUGAUUGACGGUAUCGCGCCGGUCAUUACGCCUGCCCUGCUCGGCGAAGUGGCCGGUCUCCUUAGCAAUGCCGGCCACCUUCUCACGCCCAAGUUCGUCAACGAGACGCGCGAUCUCAUUGAUGACAUCUCUCCUGUUGUCACUCCCGAGCUGCUGGGCAAGGUCGGCGGUCUUCUCAAUAACGCCGACAAGCUUCUGACCAGCAAGUUUGUCGACGAGACCAAGAACCUGAUUGACACUGUGUCGCCUGCCGUCACUCCCAAGCUUCUCGAGGAAGUGGGCUUCCUUCUUGGUAACGGUACUCGUCUGUUGACGCCUAAGUUCGUUAACGAGACCCGGGACUUGAUCAACGAUGUCUCGCCCUUCGUCACCCAUGACCUCCUGGAAGAAGUCGGUGGCCUUCUGGACAACGCCGACCACCUGCUGUCUCCCAAGUUUGUCAACGAAACGCAAAUCUUGAUUGAGGAUGCUUCUGAGUUGCUCCCCGUUUUGGUCAAGAUCUUGGGUACAUUGUAA
Aspergillus melleus is the source of this 2709-nucleotide messenger RNA. RefSeq lists its product as uncharacterized. Bases 1 to 2709 code for a protein of 902 amino acids. The transcript is spliced from 2 exons. NCBI's taxonomy places the organism in Eukaryota, Fungi, Ascomycota, Eurotiomycetes, Eurotiales, Aspergillaceae. The record is from RefSeq and is a predicted model, not a curated record.